UCUAAUUCCAACCAUCCUCUACCUCCCCCCUUUCUUUCAAUUUGUGAUACAUCCCUACGUUGAAAUAUGGAUCCCUCAGAAAAACGUCUGCCAAAGUUGCAGCUUUUUCUGAUUUGUGGGUGCCGAUUUGCAGUAAUGUCCACCUUCACCAUGUCAAAACGGAUCUCGAAAUCUCACGCACGGCUCUCUAGGAACCUGUUAGCUUUAGUCUUCAUAUACCAUUCAUUUAUUUCAUGAUCAGGGAUUUCCAUUUCACGGAUGAAACACAUGUCGGCUAUUACGUAGGCUUGAUCGCAUCCGCAUUUUCCAUAGCCCAAUUGGCUACAGGUAUGCCGUGGGGGAUGCUUUCCGAUCGGAUUGGUCGUCGACCGGUCAUUCUUAUGGGCCUUGCAAGCACGAUUAUCACCGAACUGUUAUUUGGCCUAUCAAAGUCUUAUCGUUGGGCUUUGUUGACGAAGUUAUUCAGUGGUCUUCUUAAUGGCAAUAUCGGAGUGAUGAAAAGUAUGCUCUCGGAAUUGACGACAGGCUAUUCUGAAAUGCGUAGAGCAAGAGCAUUUUCGAUGCUUCAGGUCGUUUUCGGGAUAGGCAGUAUAGUCGGCUCGGCUUUAGGCGGUUACCUAUCUCAACCGGUUCAAAAGUAUCCUUAUCUUUUUAAUGAGGGGAGCUAUCUUACCGAUCUGUUUACCACCUAUCCUUACUUGUUACCUUGCAUUGUGGCUUCAGGCUUAUCAUCCGCUCUGUGGAUAGCUGGAUUCUUAUUCUUACAAGAGACGCUGGCUACCAAGCGAGCAAAAACAGACCCAAGUGAAGCUCCUUUACUUGCAGAUGUGGAUUCAAGUUAUUCUACGUUCGAUGCUUCUCAGGGAGCCAACAAUACGGUUUCAGUCAACCCGCCUCGUUUGUCGCUCAAAGAAGCAUUGACACGCCCUGUAUUGCUCAUCUGUUUCAAUUACGCCUUGGUUUCCUAUCAAAACGUGUUUUAUGAUGAUCUUGUCAGCAUUUGGUCUGCAAGUCGGAGACAUUUGGGUGGAUUAGGCUUGACUUCGGCCGAAAUCGGUACCGCCUUAUCAUUUGGUGGAUGUGUUACGCUAUUCGUGCAAAUCUUUCUCUUCCAUCACCUUACACGCUACUUUGGCUGCUUGAAUUUAUUCAGAAGAGUUCUGUUCUUAAGUAUAUUGGUCUUUUUCACUCACGGGUUUAUUCGCUUGCUGUAUGACGUGCCGGAUUUCUCCGGUGGCUCGGGCUCCAAAUUCUGGGUACGUAUUGGCUUAUUCGUCGGUAUUGCGCUCAAGACAUUGUGUCAAACAGUAGCCUAUACAAGCGGCAUUAUGUUAACCAGCAACGCUGCACCCCGAGCGGAUGCUUUGGGCACGAUUAAUGGAUUUUCUCAAUCGGUCGCUAGUGCCAUGCGAGCCACCGGAUCAGCGUCGUCAGGUUUUGUUUGGUCAACUGCUUUACGGAUGCAAUGGCUUCCUUUAAUGAUUCGAGCACACAUCAGCUGGACUGUACUCGCUUGCAUUGCUUUCAUCACCUUUUUCGUAAGUACGAGACUCAAUCCUUUCAAUUACAAGACGCCCAAAAACCCAGAUGAAGUCAUCAUCGAUACAUCGGACGAGGAUUCCCACAGAUAAGAAAUCUUUAUCCAUCUUACUGCAUUCAAUAAAAUACAAAGAUUUGUACA
This is a messenger RNA of Radiomyces spectabilis, 1681 nucleotides long. RefSeq names its product major facilitator superfamily domain-containing protein. The transcript is spliced from 8 exons. Lineage: Eukaryota; Fungi; Mucoromycota; Mucoromycetes; Mucorales; Radiomycetaceae. Gene Ontology annotation, molecular function: transmembrane transporter activity. Gene Ontology annotation, biological process: transmembrane transport. The coding region runs from base 234 to 1631 and encodes 465 amino acids. The record is from RefSeq and is a predicted model, not a curated record.